Messenger RNA from Striga hermonthica, 978 nucleotides. Lineage: Eukaryota; Viridiplantae; Streptophyta; Magnoliopsida; Lamiales; Orobanchaceae. The record is from the annotation of a GenBank genome assembly.
AUGGCUUCGUUACAAGGUCCUGUUAUUUGCCCUGUGGUCCACGCUAGACAAAGCCAAGUGCACUCUGUGCCUCUCGACUCACCCUUGCUGAAAGCUAAGUUUGUUAGAAAUGGAUUAUGGGGUCUUAAACGGCUCAAUGUAGGCCACACUGAUCAUGUGGGUUACCGAAAAAACUCGAGGAAAUGCAAUAUGAUUCGAAAUAGCUUCAGCUCGUCAUCAGAUGGUAAUGGCAGCAUGGCUGAAAAUUCCAACGAGAAUGAUUCAGAUUACGUGAACUCAAGCGUAGUUGAAGCAGUUGAGGUGAAAAGUGGGCCGGAAGGCUUCGUGAUCAAGAUGAGAGAUGGUAAGUAUUUGAGAUGUUCCCAUAAUAACCCUCUAGGAGGUCGUCUACCGGAUUAUGCUCCUCACCCUGCUAUUGUCUUGAAGAUGGAAGAUGGGUCCGGGCUUCUUUUGCCAAUAAUUGUUUUGGAGAUGCCGAGCGUGCUUCUUAUGGCAGCUCUACGCAAUGUCCAAAUCGCUAGACCAACAAUGUAUCAAGUGGUGAAUGAUAUGGUUGAGAAGAUGGGAUACACGGUUAAACUCGUACGAGUCACCAAAAGAGUACAAGAGGCUUAUUUUGCUGAGUUGCACCUUACGAAGUUGGAUAAUGAAGCAGAGAGCAUAUGCUUGGAUCUUCGACCCUCGGAUGCUAUUAAUAUUGCAGUGAGAUGCAAGGUGCCAAUACAAGUGAACAAGUUCCUGGCAUACAGUGAUGGUAUGACGGUUAUUGAAUCUCCAAAUGCGACAACUAACAGAAUCUCGUCUGAUGGCCUGUUGUUUGCUGAACUGGACAGGCCUACAGGGCAGCCGUGCAUUCAGACAAAGGAAUUCAACUUAGUGCGUAACAUGCUAAUUGCUGCUGUUGAAGAACGAUACCGGGAUGCAGCAUUGUGGAGGGACAAACUCACUCAGCUUCGAUCCCAGAGGAACUGGGCAUGA